UUUUCCCCAUCCCCUCCUAUUAUUCUUAUUCUUUUGAGUAUUCUUCAUUGUCAAGCCGCCAAAGUGGAGAGUGUGAUUGCAGAAGGGGGUGCUUCUCGUUUCAGUGCUUCUUCGGGGGGAGGAGGUGGUAGGGGUGCACCUCAGCACUAUCCCAAGACUGUCGGCAACAGCACUAGACGAGAUGUCAACUCCAGCAAUGAAAAAGAGCGACACGAUGCAAUCUUCAGGAAAGUGAGGGGCAUACUCAAUAAACUCACGCCUGAGAAGUUUGACAAGCUAUGCCUUGAGCUCCUGAAUGUGGGCGUUGAUUCAAAACUCGUCCUUAAAGGAAUCAUCUUGCUGAUUGUGGACAAAGCCCUAGAAGAGCCGAAGUAUAGCUCGCUCUAUGCUCAGCUAUGUCUGCGCUUGGCAGAGGACGCACCAAACUUUGAUGGCCCUUCAACUGAGAUCCAAACAUCCCAAAAGCAGAGCACUACCUUCAGAAGACUGCUGAUUUCCAAGCUUCAAGAUGAAUUUGAAAACCGCGCCAGAAAUGUUGAAAUCUAUGACAAACAUGACAACCCUCUUACUUCUGAGGAGGAGGAGCAGCGUGCCAUCGCCAAGAUCAAGAUGCUUGGCAACAUUAAAUUCAUCGGGGAACUUGGCAAACUCGACCUCAUCCAUGAAUCUAUCCUUCAUAAGUGCAUCAAAACACUUCUGGAAAAGAAGAAGAGAGUCCAGCUCAAGGAUAUGGGGGAAGAUCUGGAGUGCCUCUGUCAGAUAAUGAGAACAGUGGGGCCGAGACUCGACCAUGAGAAAGCAAAGUCUUUAAUGGAUCAGUACUUUGGCCGUAUGCGAUCCUUAAUGAACAACAAGGACUUGCCCGCUAGGAUCCGCUUCCUGCUGCAAGACACCGUGGAACUGCGAGAAAACAACUGGGUCCCCCGUAAGGCUUUCAUCGACAACGGACCAAAGACGAUUAACCAGAUUCGUCAGGAAGCAGUGAAAGAUUUGGGUGUUUUCAUCCCAGCACCCAUGUCUCAGGGGAUGAGAAUGGACUUCUUCCUGGAAAGCCCCUUCAUGCCCAACAGAAUGAAACUGGACAGAGAGACUCUUGGGGGAUUGGCCGACAUGUUUGGACAGAUGCCAGGUAGUGGGAUCGGAACUGGCCCGGGGGUUAUUCAGGAUAGGUACUCGCCCACUAUGGGACGACAUCGCACCAACCCGCUCUUCAACGGCCACGGAGGCCACAUCGCCCCUCCACCGCAGUCCCAGUUUGACAUGGGCCCCAAGUCUUUUGUCAAGUCCAACCAGGUUCAGAACCAGCAUUUCCUCAACCAGAACCAGAACCACAUGGCCCAGCAGCAGGUACAGUCCAAGGACAUGCCUCCACGAUUCAGCAAGAAAGGACAGCUCAAUGCAGAUGAGGUAUCCAUUACUACUCAGAUCAGCCUGAGACCUGCGCAGUCAUUCCUACUCAACAAGAACCAGGUCCCGAAGCUCCAGCCCCAGAUCCCCAACAUGAUGCCUCCCAGCGCCCAGCCCCCACGCACUCAAACCCCUCCUCUGGGACAGCCUCCACAGCUUGGCCUGAAGACCAACCCUCCGCCUAUCCAAGAGAAACCUCAGAAGAUAAACAAGAAACCACCUCCUGCCAGGGAAGAACUUAUUAAGAUGACGGAAACGGUCAUGACUGAUUACUUUAACAGUAAGAACCUGACCGAGGCUGUGAGCGGCGUGCGAGAGAUGAGGGCUCCCAAGCAUUUCCUGCCCGAGAUGCUGAGUAAGAUCAUUGUGUGCUCCCUGGAUCGUCCCGAUGAGGACAAGGAGCACGCCAGCACCCUGAUCCACACGCUUCGCACCGAGGGCCUCAUCACUGGAGAGAACUUCAUGCAGGCCUUCCUCACCGUCCUGGACCAGUGCCCUAAGAUCGAGUUGGACGUGCCCCUGGUGAAAUCCUACCUGGCCCAGUUUGCGGCGCGGUCCAUCAUCGCGGAGCUGGUGAGCGUGGCGGAGCUGGCUCACCCGUUGGAGAACGGCACCCAUUUCCCCCUCUUCCUGCUCUGCCUGCAACAGACGGCCAAACUGAAGGACCGGGAGUGGCUCACUGACCUCUUCCAGCUGAGCAAAGUCAACAUGCAGAAGAUGCUACCAGAAAUUGAUCAGAACAAGGACCGCAUGCUGGAGAUCUUGGAAGGGAAGGGCCUGAGCUUCCUGUUCCCGCUGCUUAAGCUAGAGAAGGAGCUGCUGAAGCAGAUAAAGGCGGAUCCCUCUCCACAGUCCAUCUACAAGUGGAUUAAAGACAACAUCUCUCCCAAACUCCACACCGAUAAAGGCUUUGUCAACAUCCUCAUGACCAGUUUCCUCCAGUACAUCGCUCAGGAGCUGUGCAUUGUGGAGAGCGACGACCAGCUGGCAGCCCCCUCCAAAGAACAGCUGGAGCAGGAGAAACAGUUACUUCUGGCCUUCAAGCCAGUCAUGCAGAAGUUCCUGCACGACCACACCGAGCUGCAGGUCAGCGCCCUGUACGCCCUGCAGGUGCACUGCAACGCCAGUGGGUUCCCAAAAGGCAUGCUGCUGCGCUUCUAUGUCAACUUCUACGACAUGGAGAUCAUCGAAGAAGAAGCCUUCCUUGCAUGGAAAGAAGAUAUUACUCAAGAAUUCCCUGGAAAAGGAAAAGCUUUAUUCCAGGUCAACCAGUGGCUCACCUGGCUGGAGACUGCAGAGGAAGAAGAGUCUGAGGACGACGCAGACUGAGAAAACCGAAGCAGAAGCAUCAUGUGGUGUAGAAGACCGACUUAAUCUUGUUAUUACACUCGCCUUUCCUUUUUAUUAAACUCCAUGCUUAAGUUAACCACUAUCAUGUGGCACUCAGCUGCUUCUGUCUCGCAAAUAUAAACCGAAAGCUUGUACCUGUAGGGCCUCAUGUGUUACCACCAGUACCGUGACAAUAGGCUGAGGAAGCAUCAUUUGAUCUGUUGCCUAAUGGAUGUUUGAUUUUUUGGGGUCUGUGUCCUGAUCGGCUACAUGCAUUGUGAAAUCUGGAGUGGCUCAACCAUGUGUUUUUUUGUCCUUCUUCUUUUCUUUGCUCUGACUGUUAGGUUUGUAACAUUUUUUUUCUCCCCACUUGUAUUGCAUGUUUUUCAUUUCCACUAAAUUUUUUACUGAUUUGACCUUUUACCCCCCCACCCCACAUAGUAAACAGCUUUAUUUAAAAAUGUGUAGGAUUUCCCCCUCCUCUCAAUAAGUCAAAUUAAUAGUGAUCUUUGCUAAUGCUAGUUUAAAAAAUAAAAAAAAGCAUAGGACCGUUAACUAAAGGUCUCGUCAGCGAUCUGCUUUGUGAACUUCGUUUAGGGCCAAGCGGAGAAUCUUUAGAUGCUUAACAUCCGCUUGGAUUCUCUUCAUAAUACUCGGAAACUGUAAGAAAAGGGGGUUAAAAAUUAGCUGAAAGGUUGCAGACUGAUCAAUGCAUU
Messenger RNA from Scomber scombrus (Atlantic mackerel), 3452 nucleotides. It is a transcript of the gene eif4g2b, whose product is annotated as eukaryotic translation initiation factor 4, gamma 2b. Gene Ontology annotation, cellular component: eukaryotic translation initiation factor 4F complex. Gene Ontology annotation, molecular function: protein binding; translation initiation factor activity; mRNA binding. The record is from RefSeq and is a predicted model, not a curated record. The coding region runs from base 610 to 2736 and encodes 708 amino acids. NCBI's taxonomy places the organism in Eukaryota, Metazoa, Chordata, Actinopteri, Scombriformes, Scombridae. The transcript is spliced from 20 exons.